UGUUCAUAAUUUUCGCCUUCUUCUUCGCUAAAACCCACGAAAAUAAAACCGAAAUAUAUUCUUUUUUAUUACAGAAAAUUAACAUGGGAGAAAAGAUCGUGUCUUCAUCCUCACAGGCGGCCACCACUCCACAACAGCGGUUACAGUUCAUUGUCAACGCCCAACCAGAACUCUGGUGUUACGCCAUUAACUGGAAAAUCGUCCCCGACGAGUUCGCCGGCAUGUGCUUAUAUUGGUCCGACGGUCACUUCCGAGGGGCCAACGGCCGAAACAUCGCCCACGUGUCCACAAUCCAUAGCCGAAUCGUCUCUGACAUUGAAUUGUUCUACUUAAUAUCAUCCACCAAAAUUUUCCCCGUCGCCGGUGAUGGGUUGCCGGGGAGGGCUUCGGUCACUGGAACGGUGUGGAUCUCCGGCGACAAUGAGCUUCGGUUUCAGAACUGCAACAGAGCGAACGAAGCGCAGAUGCAUGGUAUUCGCACCCUUGUCUGCGUACCAACCUCGGAUGGUGUUCUUGAGCUGGGUUCGUCGGAGAUGAUCGGAUAUGAUCCACACCUUGUCCGACUGGUAAAAUCGCUCUUCGGGUCGGAUCUUUCUGACCCGAAACCGUAUCCGCGGCAAAACCCUCCUCGGUUCUCGGACAGAGUCAUAUCUGUUCCUCGUACCGACAUUACCGUGGAUGGUGACGACAGUGAGUUCCCAUGUAACGCAAAAGAAUACGAAGGAGACGAAACCGGGUCGGGUCCCGCACUGAAACUGGAUCCUAUUCCGGAGAGAAGGCGGAGAAAGGCGAAUUCGACGGGGGAACAACCGUUGAACCACAUCGAGGCGGAGAGACAGAGGAGGGAGAAGCUCAACCACCGGUUCUACGCGCUCCGGUCGGUGGUUCCACGCGUGUCUCGCAUGGACAAAGCGUCGCUCUUAUCCGACGCCGUUUCGUAUAUCAACGAGCUCAAACGCAAGAUCGACGAACUGGAAUCCAAACUAAAACCCGACAACAAGAGGGUAAAGCUGGAGGAGAUGACGACGGGGCUGUCGAACGACCAGAGCGGGAUAAAGAACGCAUCGGAAGCCUUGGUUUCUAAGAGAGGGUAUUCCAAAGUCGAGGUUGAUGUGAAAAUUGUGGGUGAUGAGGCCGUGAUUAGGGUUCAGACAGAGAACCUGAGUUACCCAGUGGCGGCGCUCACGGCGGCGCUCCGGGAACUUAAGCUGAAGAUCCGGCAUGGGAGCAUGUCUUCGGUCGAGGAACUGAUGGUACAACAGAUGGUAGUUACGGUCCCGAGAGGAACGAGACGCGGCGAGGAGAUGAUCAAGUCUGCGAUUAUCUCGCGAUUGUUGUAGUUUCAAAUUGUAGAAUACGAUAAAAGUACGAUUACAUGUCCUUUUUUUUUGGCGUGAUGUAAAUACGUUGUUGUGU
Messenger RNA from Tarenaya hassleriana, 1416 nucleotides. Its product is annotated as transcription factor MYC3-like. NCBI's taxonomy places the organism in Eukaryota, Viridiplantae, Streptophyta, Magnoliopsida, Brassicales, Cleomaceae. Gene Ontology annotation, biological process: regulation of DNA-templated transcription. Gene Ontology annotation, cellular component: nucleus. The record is from RefSeq and is a predicted model, not a curated record. The transcript has a single exon. Gene Ontology annotation, molecular function: protein dimerization activity; transcription cis-regulatory region binding; DNA-binding transcription factor activity. The coding region runs from base 84 to 1340 and encodes 418 amino acids.